CUGCCUCAGACUCUUAUUCAAUCAAGAUUCCGCCGCUUUAAAGGUCUAUAGAGAAUUUCUCCAACGCAGCAAUAGGUCCUGUAUGCGCUAUCUAAUAGGCCUAUUAUAUGCAAAUGUUCCCUAAGUGACAAGAUACUGCGUUUGGUCCUACCAACCUGUCAUACCUGGGGCCUCGAUCGGGAGACAUAAUUACGGUAGAUAAGCGUGCUGAUAGCAUGCUUGGAGGAUCACAAACCCGAAGGGCUGCCUAUUUCCUAUUUGUCAGGGGUACGCUUAUAUCUCUCACCGUCACGAAUCCGCCCACUUCAAGUAUAUUUUUGCAAUUUUUUUAACGUCUGUGCGUGAUUUUUUUUCUUCUCAAGACUCGACAACAUGUGGGUUUUUGAUUUACUGCAUUGUUCAGACUGGAUUGACAUCAAGAGUUUUUUUAUUUUUUCUAGUAUCUUCCUUCUGCUCACUGACUAUUUCAGGAACCAAGUUCCGAAGAACUUUCCUCCCGGACCAUGGCCACUGCCCUUCAUAGGGAACCUUUAUCAUAUAAGCCUCAAAAAGAUCCACAUUCAGUUUGCUGAGUUUGCAGAGAAAUACGGGAGCAUUUUCAGUGUUCGAAUUUUUGGACAAAAGGUGGUUGUUCUGAAUGGACACAAGGUUGUGAAAGAAGCAUUUAUACAACAAGGAGACAACUUUGCUGAUCGCCCAUCUUUACCCAUAUUUGAAGAUGUUUUUGGAAACAAAGGUGUGGUAAUCUCCAAUGGAUAUUCUUGGAAACAGCAGAGAAGGUUUGCACUGUCGACCCUUAGAGGCUUUGGUGUGGGUAAGAAGAGCCUAGAGCCCUCAAUCCAGUUGGAAUGUCGGAUGUUAAAUGAGGCUGUUUCAAAUGAGCAAGGGAGGCCAUUUGACUUUCAGAUCCUGAUCAACAAUGCUGUCUCCAAUGUGAUCUGUGUACUGGUGUUUGGUGAUCGGUUUGAAUACAGUGACAGUAAAUUCCAAGAUCUGCUGAAGAUGAUCAAUGAAGCUAUUUAUGAAGAAGGGAGUUUGUGGGCCCAGAUGUAUAAUGUGUUUCCAUGGAUAAUGCGCAGAGUGCCAGGCCCACAUAGGAAAAUAUUUGCACACUGGAACAAAGUGACUGACUUUAUCAGGAUCAAAAUCAAAGAGCACCGCACUGACUGUGACCCCACAUCUCCACGUGAUUAUAUUGAUUGCUUUCUUGGGGAGAUGGAAAAGUGGAAAGAUGAUGAGGCAGCAGGAUUUAACAUUGAAAACCUGUGCUUCUGUACAUUGGAUUUGUUUGUGGCUGGAUCUGAGACCACUUCCACCACCCUGUAUUGGGGUCUCCUUUAUAUGAUCAAAUACCCAGAAAUACAAGCAAAGGUACAGGCAGAGAUAGACCGUGUGGUAGGGUCAUCACGACAACCAUCAGUGGCAGAUAGAGAGAACCUGCCCUACACUGAUGCUGUCAUUCAUGAGAUACAGAGGUUUGGAAACAUCAUCCCACUGAACGUGGGCAGAAGUGCCACAAAGGACACCAAACUGGGAGAGUACGUCAUUCCAAAGGGUACAAUGGUGAUUGGGAGCCUCACAUCAGUUCUGUUUGACAAGACUGAAUGGGAGACACCACACACUUUCAAUCCAGGACACUUCCUGGAUGCUGAGGGUAACUUCCAGAGGAGAGAUGCCUUCCUGCCAUUUUCAACUGGAAAGAGAGUGUGUCUAGGGGAGCAGCUGGCUCGCAUGGAGCUCUUCCUGUUCUUCACCUCCCUGCUUCAACACUUCACAUUCUCUGCUCCUCCUGGUGUUGAGCCAACGCUCAAGUAUAAAAUGGGACUCACCCAUAGCCCCAUGCCUUACAAAGUCUGUGCUGUCCCUCGUUAACACAUCAGUAUAUCUGCAUACAAACAUGCACCAGUUUGAAAUGUAUGUAUUUGAGGCUUUUUUUGUUCAAAUAUGCAUUUUUGAAGUUGAUUUUUAGAUGCAUGUGCAUAUGUGCAGAAUGAUGUGUAACUUGAGUAUUAUAAUGCAGUUAAAAUCUUAAAUAUCAAAACUUUGAACAACCAAAUCACAUAAUUUCUGAUGUACUUUUUGUGUUAUGGUGUCAGUUAUGUUUUACGGAAGUAAACAGAGUCUGAUUUAUCA
Molecule: messenger RNA, 2133 nt
Organism: Chanos chanos (milkfish)
Lineage: Eukaryota; Metazoa; Chordata; Actinopteri; Gonorynchiformes; Chanidae
Product: cytochrome P450 2J2
Exons: 9
Coding region: 373-1872 (499 amino acids)
Biological process (GO): xenobiotic metabolic process
Cellular component (GO): intracellular membrane-bounded organelle; cytoplasm
Molecular function (GO): heme binding; oxidoreductase activity, acting on paired donors, with incorporation or reduction of molecular oxygen, reduced flavin or flavoprotein as one donor, and incorporation of one atom of oxygen; iron ion binding
Source: RefSeq, a predicted model, not a curated record